Stegostoma tigrinum is the source of this 10303-nucleotide messenger RNA. It is a transcript of the gene rttn, whose product is annotated as rotatin. The coding region runs from base 312 to 7979 and encodes 2555 amino acids. NCBI's taxonomy places the organism in Eukaryota, Metazoa, Chordata, Chondrichthyes, Orectolobiformes, Stegostomatidae. Gene Ontology annotation, cellular component: centriole; ciliary basal body; centrosome. Gene Ontology annotation, biological process: centriole-centriole cohesion; centriole replication; ciliary basal body organization. The record is from RefSeq and is a predicted model, not a curated record. The transcript has 54 exons.
UGCAAGCGCAGUUCCGUAUUGGUACGAACUGCAGUUCUCAGAAUGCAGUCGGUCAGAUUUUUAUCUUAAUCACCAUCAUAAACUCUUUAAUCCACUGAUUAUAGGAAAGCAUUCAUAUCCUUCUGUACGUUCGAUUUUAUUCGUUGUAUGACGAUCAGCAUUAGCUUAUCCUACAGCAGACAGCUAACUGUGGUCGGUUUUCCGCCCGGACCCUUUUCAGAGCCGGAUCUGGACCCGGACUGCAUACACCAUCGGAUUCCGCGCGACCGUUAAACUGACAACGUUCGAGAAUUCGGACAGUUGGGCCGGCGAUGGAGUUGUCAGUACUUAUCAAGAAAUUAGGUCACCAGCUUGUGGAAAUUAGAGUUCGAGCGCUGAAGAAUAUUUUGUGUAAAAUUGAUCAUGGUUUGAUAUCUGUUGUUGAUCUGGCUCAAGAAAAAAGUCUUUUCAUUCGACUUCUGGAAUGGUUCAACUUUCCAACUGUUCCAAUGCAAGAAGAAGUACUCACACUGUGUAAUCGCUUUGUAAAGCAUUCUUCAGUUGCCCAAUUAUUUCGAGAAAUUGGAGCUUUAGAAUUUCUAGCACAGCUGCGAUCCAAUGUGGAGCCAAAGUUACAAGCGUGCAUUGAUGAAGUUAUGGAUGAUCUGUUCAAACUGCCAGAUACAAUUGUUGAUGUGCCACCUAUUGCCUAUCAGUCACAACCUCUGAAAUCCUCUGAUAAUAAAGCUAUACCUCCUGUAACAUUCGAAGAAGAAAUACUUGGUUACUUUCAGAGAAGCAGCUGCAGUCAAACACAACAAAGCAGAAUUUUCCCUCAGAAAGCUGUUGGCAAUGAAACAGCGAAAUGCUUGAAGUAUUCCACCUUUCCUUGGUUGACACUUACUGUGACAGAUAGGCAUGUUCUUUCAUCAAAUGAAAGCUCUCUGAAAAGCAGUAAUCACACCUUAGUUCGCAAUACCUGUGAACUUCUGCAAGAUGUCAUAAUGCAGGAUUUCCCUGCUGAGAUCUUCCUUCAGCGUCCAAUGAUUGUCCAGAACCUUCUCUUGUUGACAAAAUUAGCGUUUGGGGGAGAUGGAACACAAUAUUUAGCGAUGCAAGCCGUGGGUUGCUUGACCCAACUGUCUGUGUAUCUGCAGAGGAGACUAAACUUUCACAGGGAUCCUAGCUUCUUUUCUACAAAACAAGAUUUAGUUUCUCAGCACUCUUCUGUGGCCUAUUCUCAGGAAACAAGGGGGGGACACAUUUCCCAAAAUCCCUCUCUAAGAAGUACCAGUCCCAGACCAAAUGUCGUUGGGCGAACUGUUCAACGGCCCAGAGGAGAUGGCCAAGAUGGUGAUGCAGUAUCAUCAAGUGCAAGCAGUUCUCAGAGGUUUGCUAACUCUGGAAGUCCGCUGUCUAACCAUUCAAUUGUUGACUUGGAACUUCCUGAGAUGGAAGGUGAUGAUUCUUUGGAGCUUCAGUUCCAGCAGCUUACCCUUCCACAGUUUUGUGUGGCUGUACUGGAGCAUGCAGUGCCAAUGCUCAGAACAGGUAGUCAGAAGAUGGUGAUGCAUGUUUUGGAACUGUUGUUUGAAGUGCUAUUGCUCAUCGGUGAUUCAAUCUCUGAAGAUGUCUGGAGUGAUGCCAGUCUUCUGGGACAUGAACUAAUGGAAAGCCUGAUGGCAAUCUUGGAUACUCUAGCGGAAACUCUUGACUACCACUAUGUAAGCAUUACUGAAGAGCAGUCAGAGACUGAUCUGAUACAUCACCGAAUGGCUUUUAUUAGCAUUGCGUUAUUCACUAUACGCCUGCUACAAAUAAUUCUCCCUGUGGAGAAGGCAAGAAAAAUUCUGCCAGAAAAUCUGGGGAGUGUUCUAUAUCUUCUGUCCCUGGAUCUAUCAUUUCGUUUAAGCUACCUCAGCAUUCAUGAGUCUGUCACUGUGUACUUAGAGCAGGUCAGCCUGGAGAGUUACAAGAUAUAUAAAAGAGCAACUGAGAUGUUGGAAUCAAUGGAGUGUGUGUGUGCUUUUCUCAAAGCUGCUGAAACCAAGGGUGAAAUGAAUCUUAUAGAGCUGAUUGAAUUUGCAGACCAGGCUUUGAUUAGCCUUCCUUAUCAUCAGCAGCUGCAAGUAAUCCUAAGAUACGUUGAAAUCUGCUCAGAAAUUUCCAAAUCUGCAGAGGUCAGUCCAAUACUUGACCGCGAGAGUCGGAAAAUAUUUCUGAAACUUUUGUCUCACACCUUGCCAACUAUCAAAGUCGAAACUUAUCGCUGCUGUUUAAAUAUCGUGAAGGCUUGUCUUGGAAUCCACAAUGUUAUCAAGCCAAUGUCAUCAAUUUCUCGAGGUGUUAAUUUCCUUCUCCAUCCCUGGGUUUUGUAUGAAAUAUGUACAUUUGGUCUACUGGAUUCAACUGAACAGGUGAACUGUGCGGCAAAAGAGAUACUUAUUAUCUUACUGCAGAGCCACCUGGUCUUGAGCACUUCAAGUUGGAAUAUGUUAAUUGAAGCUUUAUAUCCUGUGAUUCCAAUACUCCAGGGCUUUGCAUCAGUUGAAGAUCCACUAGGAAUGUGCAUCCUUGCACUGAGUGGACCAUGCAAUGAAGAUGCUGCUGGCAUUCUGUCAUGCGCGGCCAAAAUUCGUGCAUCUCUUCGACUUUUUAUGAGCAAAAUGCAUUUAGUGCGCUCUGUAGCUUUUACACACUUGAUGCCUCACCUGCUUAAUGAAGAAGAUGCCUCCAACAAACUGCCUGUGCUGCAAGGAAGUAUAUUGAAUCAUGUGUCUGAUUUGUACAUAUUGGAGAAAUCAAUUGAUUUGCAAUUAGACAAUGGCAAAUCUUUUUUCAAGGAAGACAAUGUCUGUAAAGUGUAUGGAAUCCUGAUCUCUGAAACAGUUGACCUGUCUCUUCGGAAAUCUGCGGCAGAGCAACUGGCUGUUAUGGCACAAGAUGCCAAACUCCAUGCUGUGUUGAAAAACCAAGGUAUUGUAGAAAAGAUAGUUUCAUUUGCACGUGAAAGUGUGCACAGAAAUGGAAAGAGCAUGCAGUGCAUGGUGUUGCCAUGUCUUACAAUUUUACGAAAGCUGGUUUACUUGGAUCCAACUUUGCGGCACAGCCUAGCUCAGCAGUCCUCUUUUCUGCUUACCCUCUUCAGAGUGUCCCUGGUUUUGCAGAAGGAUAAAGAAAUUCUUACUGUGGUGGCAGCUCUGCUAACUCUACUGCUGUUUGAUGAAGUAGCCAGGAUAGAUUCUUGGUCUGAUAACAUCACUGCUCCAUCCCCGCCGUUCAGCUUACCAGUUGUUGUGACCCAAAGGUACAACUUAAUGGUGAAAGUGGCAAUUCAUCAUGCUGUUAGCCCUUACUGCACCGUGGUUCCAACUUCUUCAGACCUUAUGAACUCAAGACCUCCAUCAGACAUGUUGAAAUUGGCAUGGAAUCUUGCUUGGUAUGGUGGAAUUGAUCAAGUCCUGGAACAGAACGGACAUCCAGGAAUUAAUACAGCUCCAGAAUUUUUAGAAAACCUGAGGUUGUCUCCCGUUGACAUUACAAUACUUAAAACAACCUAUGUUGCUAAGGGUCUGCAGGACUGCCUUGUUUCCAUUACCAAGGCAACAUCUCAUAGUGUUGUCAGUUCUACUCUUGCUAGAAUGAGAUUGUAUUUGCUGAAUGACGAACUAGCUCUGAAACGAGGCACUGGUUCCAGUAUAUCUAUACUGCAUGACCUUGAAUGGCAAACAGCAUUGAGCAGAUUUUUACUAGUUCUUCCAGCCAGUGUUGAGGAUGAGAAGCUGCUGGCUGAUGUUUUGGCUUUCCUGAGCAAAAUGUUGAAAGCACAAAGGGAUAGUACAGAUACUCGGAACCUAAAUCUGCUUCUGGAGUUCCUGCUUAGACAGGAAAACAGUCCACUGAUGAAUUUGUUACUGCAAACUGGAUCACCAGCGCAAGGUGAAAUGGAUGAAAUUCAGACUCUUGUUAGGCAGAAACUUCAAAAGGAACUGAUUGGAUUCUUCAACUCAAUAUUGCGAUCUCUCACCUCUGUUACAAACAGAAAAUGCCUAUUGUUGGCUGGUCCUUUCAGAACCCAACUUUCAUUUAAGCUUCUCCAGUGUCUGCGAAUCACUAAUGCACCACAUUUCUAUGGAUUACCUGCAUUGGAGAGGACACUGCGUGGAAUGGUCUAUGUUACUGCUGUUCCUGGCUGGACCUUACAUUCAACCACUGAGGACCCUUACAUGCUUUGUAAGAAAUAUUUGACUGGACUGCUGGAGGUCAUUUCAUCAUUUUAUGUGGAAUGGGGCGGAAAUGCAAUGUCUUUCAUGGGUAAAGGAGUCACAAAGAGUGCAGUUAUCUGCUUGCUCCAGCUGUCCUAUGAGAUGAUGACACAGGCCAAAGAUAAGGAUUGGAUAUCACUGUGGUCUUUGGCAGAUGAACAGAACAAUGAGAAUCAAAUGCCUUCACAACUAGGUCUGGCAUGGCUCAUUCCACUUUGGGUUGACCGAGACCCUGAGGUCCGUUUUGGCAGUUUGGGUCUUGGAUCAGCGUUGACUCUGGUUGAAAAUGGCUGCAUUGCAUUCGCAGCCAGCUGUCAGAAUAUUUCUGGAGGAUUAUGGGGCACAGUUCUAAACAUCCUUCUGGACCAAUCUGAAUGCAGUAUGGCUCGUAAGGAGGCUGCGUGCAUACUACAGAAUUUGCUGAUGAUUUGUAUGCCAACCACAUUGGAGGAGGCAAAGAAUUAUGUUUGGCAGAGUCCAUGUGUUCAUGAUGAAGCAUCUGGUUUAUCACUGGUUGGGCUGCCUGCUGUCCAGGCUCUACUGUAUCACUGCCAAUUCUACGAGCGCGUGGGUCAUAUGGCAAAGCAGUGCUAUCUUGGAAGAUACAUGUUCGAUUUGAAUUUUCCAAAACCUACUGGUACCAGUUUUCCCAAUGGCAAUUUAGAAGACAUUGACUCAUUGAAAUAUUGGAGAACAUCAUCUGGUCUGUCAAAUCACAGUCACUCAUCAAGUUUUCCAUCAACGUCAAGUACUUUGAUUUUGCCGUCACCACCUUUAUCAGGUAGUACACCUGAUUUCCAGGGGCUUUUGCAGUAUUCAGCUGUGUCUCCUAUUCUUAUUCCUGAAUCUCCGAGUAAUAGGCUAACAGUCCAAGGUCAGAGUGACUCAGAAGCUACCCAGUCACCGCACAGUGGGAAUUCUCAUGUUUCUGAUCCUCUGUUAGAGCAGUGUGCAGUCGUUACCCUUCACUUCUCAUCGGCUCUAUGUGGCUUGCUUGCUAACCUACUGGCAACUAUUCCAGAAGACACAUUACAUGCAGUCAAGCAAAACCAGUUGCUUGCAGCUUUCCAUGGUUUGGUAAACACUGGUUUGCUGGAGAGAUGCCUGUGGGAGUUGGGAACACCACUGACUCGCCUUAACCACUACGAAGAUAUUAAAGCUCAGGUUUUGAUCCACCUUCAGUAUCUGUCUGCGUUUUCUGGUCUAGUUCAACACUGUUUCGUCUUGCGUCCGGAGCACGUAACUCAGGAUGACUUUCUGAAGCCAUUUUUGUUAAAUAUAUUCACUGUACUUUGUAUACGGUGCAAGGAUUAUUUUGGCUGUGAGGUAACAUCUACCAUCUACCAAGCAUGGACAGACUUAUUUAUGCUUUUGAACACAAUCCUACGGAAAAGUGCUCAGGAUACAUUCCCAGCAGUUGUGACUGCAGUGGAAAAACAUUGGGCUGCUCUCAUAGGUACUAUUUCCUUGUGCAUUCAGAUGUCCACCACCAGACCCCGUUUGUAUACGGUAUCCUUACAAUUCAUUUCUCUCCUUCUGACUGAAGAGGGAAAGAGGCAAUGCCACAUUGGAACUAUAACUUACUCAAUCAACUGUCUGGCUCUUACAAAGCUUUUAGAUGGAAAUGAAGGGGAUGAAUCAUCAGGCACCCAGCUCUGUGAGAGCCUGUUAAAGAGCUUUGAAGGUAAAUCAUCUGACGAUACUCUCAGGAAGGUUGCAGCAGGUGCUCUUAUAGCAUUGCUUCCUGUAAGCAUUUGUGCUCAGAAGCAUGCAUUGGAAGCUGGCCUCAUUGACAGCUGUAUAGACCAGAUGAAGCAUACUUAUGUACAAUUCAACUUGGAUUCACUGAGACCUGGCAAAGUGAUCCAAAGGAAAAAGGAUGAUAGUCUCACCAGAGAGCUGAAAAUGGUGAUGCAUUUGCUGAGGAAUUGCUUAUAUCACAAUGUUGAAUGCAAAGUUGCAGCAUCCAAUGCACAUCUUGUGACUGCAAUUUACUCACUUUGGCCCUGGUUUUUAAUGGAUGAUAAGCUGAUUUUGGCAGCCCUGAAACUGUUAUGUGUCUACACAGCAAAUCUACCAACAUCAUGUGUUUCCCUGUGCUGUGGAAGUGGACCACCACUUGUUUCCCAUUCUUCUCUAAAGGGAAUGGCAGGUAACUCUCUCGUUCACAUGAUCAUGAAACAAGCCUUGCAGAAGACACACAACAACAGUGCAAUUCAGCAUAUGGCAUUUGCUGUCCUUUCAAACUUGGCCAUUUCCCAUGAGUGUAAAGGCGUGUUGCAGAAGAGCAAUUUCUUGCAUAACUUCCUUGUCCUACCAUUACCAAAGACAGCAGGAAAACCACUAAGCACUCUUGCUAUGCUAUGGCUGAAGCUGUUGCUGAAUAUAUCUUUUGAAGAUGAAGGACAACAGAUGAUUCUGAAGAUGAAUGGUAGCCUGGAGCUUUUGACAGCAAUGUCCCAGCACAAGAACAACCAGACUACUGCUUUGCUUGUGCUUCAUAAUAUUUGCUUCAAUCCUGCCAACAAGCCAAAGGUUCUAGCUAAUGAUAAAACCAUGUCAGUAUUUGCGGCUUGUUUACAAAAUGACAAUCCUACAGUUCAGACAAUAGGUGCCUCAGCACUUUGGGCUUUACUUCAUAACUACCAAAAGGCCAAAGUUACACUGAAAAAUCCAUCGAUGAAGAGGAGAGUGGAUGAAGCUAAUUUUUCAAUCAAGAAAUAUGUGACUUGCAAGGAGUGCCAGAAAGUGGACUUGACAAUUAAACUCCAGGACAUAGUCGUGCUUAAAUGCGCAUACCCAGAGAUGGGCAAAAUGAUUCAGUUGUCCUGGGAGAAGAAAGAUGAUGGUGUGAAGCACAAAGUUGCCGUGUAUAAUCCCAAACGGGGAGAGCGCAUUUUCUUUCCAUACAAUCAAAGUGUUAUAUUUCUCUCAUCAAAUAUCAAUGGAGAUAUAAAGUUGACAGCAACAGCUGCAGAUGAAGGCCUUUAUCAAUGUUCCAUUAGCACUUUUCCUGAAGGGAUGUUGGCGAAACUCAUUGCAGUAAUAGACCCAGCAAAAUUUCCCAGAAGUCGGACAGCAGACACUCGUGUGCACUUUGUGCCAGGGGACAAUGUGACCUUAUCCUGUGCGUAUCCAAAUGUGGACAGUAUUACACAGUUGAUAUGGCAACGGACGGCUGGAGAAGAAAUAAGUACCAUAGUUGAUGUCACAACUUCGCUAACAUUUAUUGGCUAUGACUACAAGCAAAGAAUCCAAUUUAUCCACCCGUCCAAUCAAAACAUCAGUCUGACCAUACAGAAUAUGACAACAAAUGAUGUGGGAAUGUAUAGCUGUCAUAUUGUCACAAAUAUUGGAAACUGGACCAAAACCUUUGAUGUUGGUGUGGAAGGUGAACAGUCAGAUCUCCCAACACCAAGAAAUCAUGCCACACCUAACGUACUUACUGAAGCACAGAACCACCCAGCCAAAGCAGUUCCAGGCAUAAAAAUGCUUCUAAUUUUUGGCGCAAUUGCUUUGGGAAGUCUUCUAUUGGUCAUCAGUGUUGUUACCAUAGUAUGUGUGUGGAGGAGCAAGAAACAGAAAGCGAACAAAAAACAGUUCCAAAAGGGCACCACUGAAAGAAAUAAACAAAGGAGAGCCAAUCCAAACAGCUAUGCAAAUCCUGAUGUCUACGACCGAGCAAAUUCCAGGGAAAUGGCUUGUCCGGAUGAAGCUAUUUAUGCCAAUCUGUAGGAUCUACUGCUGACCGUGUAUCCGUCCUCAACUUCACUGAUUGAUCUUUAUCACUAGUUUCAGCUUUCAUGUUCUUCACAAACGAGGUGACUGUUGAACUCAUUCCAUCACAAAAUUAAACUGUAAACUUUAUUACAAUUUUGCAACGGGAUAAAGUAAGAAAUAAUGUGCUUUCUUCUCUCAAAUUCUAAAAGUGCUCCACUCAUUUUACUCUUAAGUAAUGAACAUUUUAUUCAACCAUUUAACUGGUAAAUGUAAUAAUUUCAAGAUAUCAUGUGUAUAUUUAUAAACUUGGUGAGUGAGAACAGAUCAGAAAUUCUAACUUAGCAACAUACAUAAUAGAAAAAAAAACAAAAAUUAAGCAGGAGCUACAAUCCUUAAAUAUGUUCAGGUAUAAUAUUAAAAAUUUGUCUGCAGCCACUGGAUAAAUUUUAUUUUCAUUUUAAUAUUUCAAUAUUUGGAUUGUGACCACACAUAUCUAAGAGGCUAGAGAAACUAAAGGUUGCCACGUUGCUAUCGAACAGGCCUUUUAUUGCCAAAAGAAGUGAUUUUGACUAGAUUGUGGAAUGUUAUUGUACACUGCAUGUUGUUGACUGCAAAUUUACUCGUUUCCUCAAGGAAUAGUCACUUUGACCUGGUGACUCAUGUACCAUUGUGUAUGUUUGGUCUACCAUAUUAUUCACUUGUGCUCAUUCUCAACUGAGAGAUUUUCACGCAUCAGACAUCUGAGAGAUCAGAUUUAGAAAGUACCUUAUCAUUCUGGUGGCUCUGAAGUACAGUACACAAAUCAGAGCCCUGACCAAGUAGACACUAGGCAAGAGAGGGGAGCAGGUGGCAAAAACAAAACAAAUAACAGUUGCAAGGUUUUUAGGGAAGGAGGUGGGGAAGAUUAAGUAAGAUAAGGAAAAUGCAGGGAAAAGAUCUGAGGCUUCAUGAACCAGCUGUCAAAGCUGCUAAAAUGUUGGAAGGACAGAAAGUGGGCAGAGAUUGAGGCAAGAAUGAGCAGGAAAUGUAUAACCAGGAAACUUCAUGGAGAAACAAGGCCACUGGGAAUUUGGAUUUAAUCUAAAUAGGAGCCAUACCCAAAAUACUGUGAAUGUUUGUAGAAUGCUUGCUGAUACUUAGUUCAUGAAUGAUCAAACAGGAAAGUAUCCAGGUACCUGGGUUAGCAAAAUGAUCUCCAAUUAUUGCCUGUGCAAGAUACUUGACUCUUAAGAUAUCUUGUUCCACAAGUUGUGAAGUUCCUCAAUCAGCCCUACUUGUGUGUCCUAACAGGAAGUAUUCGAGAAAUAUUUUAGUGAAAGUUAUUUUUUUCUCUCUGUUACAUCAAUGAACUUGGCAAAAGGCAAGCUUGAAGUAAAAAUUCACAAGGACUGGCAAUUGAAGUCAAGGAUCUCCAAGUCAAUAUUGGGAGUUAUCGAAGAAUAUUUCCUGGGUGGGUCAGGGAGAAUUUACAUCACAAAAAAAUAGUCAUUUUCUGAAACAUGUCCAUGGAGGUGUUUGUCAAACAUAGCCUGUAGGCUCAGGAAAUAAGAAUAUCAUAUCUCUAUUUAAAACAAAGUAUCAUUGAGAUUUUGUAUUGCAAACAUAACUAUAAGUAGUUUAAAGGCCACACAUUUUUUGUCUUUUGUGAGCUGAAUAGACAUUCUAUAGAGCCAGCAGUUGGCUGAACAUAUCUGUUCUAGCAGCUUUAUUUGGUUAUAAAUAUAACAUGCAUUAAGUCAACACAAUGCAAGUGAAAUUUGAUUACCACAACUUAAUCAUUGAUGAAACAGAACAUCUCUUGGCAAGUAUUAAUGUAACUCUCUUGUUCUUCUUCUUCAGUCAAAGAUACUAACUCAGGAUUGUGACUAAUUUCACUGUAAUGGCUUCCUAGAAACUAUAACAUAACUCCAACUUUAUAAACAUCCUCAAAUUGGGCAAAGCAUCAGAGAUUCUUGUACUUUUACCUUGUUUUACGAUAAUUGUAAAUUAUCUAUACGCUGGUGAUCAGCCUGCUUUGACGUAGCUCACUAUGUAAAAUGCAACAUUAUACUGUUAUGUGUAAAAUAAACAAAGACACAAAUGUAAACCCACAGUCUGAUAAAGCCAAUAAUUUAUUUUCAAGAGCAGUUGCACAGAACCAUAAAUUACAACGUAAAAAUAACAUCUACUGAUGAAACCAUUCUCUGACAUACAUCGUGAAGCUUGACAUAAAUAGUAGAUAAUGAUGACUAAGGUAUAGCUUUCCUUUGGAUACAGAUACUGAGGCCAGUCUGAUGAACUUGGUUAGAAACCAGAUUCUUUUUUUUAAGCUGAUGUUUCCUGUCAAUAGUGCAUGAGAU